Messenger RNA from Microplitis mediator, 2365 nucleotides. RefSeq lists its product as uncharacterized. The coding region runs from base 84 to 752 and encodes 222 amino acids. The record is from RefSeq and is a predicted model, not a curated record. NCBI's taxonomy places the organism in Eukaryota, Metazoa, Arthropoda, Insecta, Hymenoptera, Braconidae. The transcript is spliced from 2 exons.
GUCCUUCAGUUAUAUUGCAAAUGCAAUCAUCGAUGUUUCAUUUUAAAAAUUAAAAAAAAAGUCAUUUAUUAUUUUUUUUUAAAAUGAAUUAUAUAACAAGUUUGUGUAUAAUAUUUUUCAUAAAUUUAUCAAAAAUAAACGGUUCGCCUCAAAUAACGAAGCUAGUGCCGUUGGAUGACUGGAUUGCCUUCAAAGAACGUUCAAGUCAAGUUAAACCGUUGGAUAAAUUAUUUGGAAAAUUGCGAGCGACUUAUGAUUUUAUAUUUCACAGACCUGAUAAUGUCAGCAAUGUCGAAAAAAUAAUUGCUGAUGACAAGUCAUGGAAUAGCGAAGAAAAUUUAAAUAACAAAAAUAAUGAUAAAUUUAUUGCUCCAAUGUUGCCAUUAUUCAAUCACAUUGCGUUUAAAAAUAAUAAUAAUAAUAAAAAUGAAGAUGAUGUAAAUAAAAAUUUAUAUAUUCAAUUAUAUCCAAAAGAAAAUGUAAUAAUGUCAACACAUGAGAGUUCAAUAUCUCGUAUAUCCAAAGAUAAUGAAUGGCCGGAUGAUAUAGAGACUAUAGAACCAUUGAGUCAAGUAGAAAUUGAUAAUGAGAAUAUUGAUAGAUCAGUUGAAGCAGUGACACCAUCACAAUCAGGAUUUCAAUUUCCCAUUGCUGUAGUUCGUGCUUUUGCCAAGUGGCUUGAAUCCAUUCUCGGUUACACACAUCAAGCUUAUUCAAUAAUUACUCAAAAAAAUAACUCAUUCGUUCAUUAAUUAUUAUUACUUUUUUUUCUCACAACUACACAAAAAAAAAAAUAUUUUUAAUCAAGAAAAUAUUUUGGAAGACAAAUGUUUUCAGGAACCAAGUCAAGAUUUUCUUGAGCCAAGAGAAUUUGUCGGUCAGAGAAAAUUUCUACUUUAUCCGAGAAAAUUUAGGUUUUCAAAAAAAUUUUCUUGAAUCACAAAAUUUACUUUCAGUCGAGAACUUUUUUUUUCUGUGUAAAGAUGUGCGAAUAGUUUGAAUUUACGAACUAUUCGAUUCGAAAUCAGAAUCGAUUAUUUCGAAAUUUUGGAUACUUCGAAUUAUUCGUAAUGGUCUGUUCGGACCCCCCGUCCGGCGCAAUGGGGCGCCCCCGUAUACCCGGGAAAAUUAAAAUUCAUAAUUAAAUUAUUAGAAAAAAAGUUAAUUACCAAUAAAAAACAAUGUAUAAAUUAUCAAAUGUUUCGAUUAAAGUGAAAUUCAAGUAAGCGAAUCUGAAUGUAUGAUUAUGAAUCAUCUUUAUAACUAGUAUCAAAAUGAAUAAAGAAAAAUGACAAUUGUUAAUUAAUAAGAAACAUUAAUAAAAAUCAAUUUUAUUAUGCUACAUGCACACACAAUUUACACACGCACAUUUACUGCAGACAGAUAGUAUGAUAAAAUCGAUUUUCAUUUAUAUAUUUUUCAAGGCUAUUCUCAGACAGUGCCCCCAAUUAGCACACUUGAUAAUUCAUACAUUUUUUUUUUUUUAUUGGUAAUUAACUUUUUUUCUAAUAAUUUAAUUAUGAAUUUUAUUUUUCCCGGGUAAAUGGCGAGCGCCCCAGUUCGCCGGGCGGAGGUCCAAACACACCAUAAGUUUUCGAAUUAUUCAAAAAUUUACGGAUAAUUCAAAAAUUUUCUUUAGGAAAACUUAAAAUUGUAAUAGUUUUUGUAAUAAUUCAAAUUUUUGUCAGAGGUAAAUAGAACCCAGACAUGAAUCUACAAAAAAAUUGUUUGUGGUUAAUUUAAAAACUUAGCUCACCAUUAAAUAAAAAUUGAAUAUUUGAAAGCUGACCAAAAUUUCCUCGAUUAAAAUCGAACAAUUUGAAAAGUUACAAAUCGACGUUCUAAUUAGUGAGUUGUUAUUCUUAAUAUUUUUUAGUAGGUGAUUAUGUGCAAUUUUCAGAUAGUAAUAGUAAGAAAAAAUAUUAUUUGAGUAACCUAGACUAAAAUAUUAUGUAUAUACUAGAUAUGGAACUGAUUUUUAGAUGAAAAAAUUUUUAAAUUACUUUCUUUUUUACAUAAAUGGAGGAUUUUCUGAAAUGGAGUUCGACAAUUUGCUAAUUGAAACGUCGAAAUAAUUCGAAAACUUUCAAAUAAUUUAAAAAUUGACACAUAAUUUGAAAAGUUAUGAAUUAUUUUAAAAGAUUCAAGCAAUACGAGAAGAUUUGAAGUAUUUGAAUAUUUCAAACUAUUCGAAGUUUCGAAUUAUUUGAAAAUUUGAAUUCUUCAAUUCAAACCCAAUUCGCACAUCCGUACUCACAACAUAAUCGAUACUAAAAAUGUAUUUACAUAUCUAUGACUUAAUAUGUGUAAUCACUGUACUUUCAUUUUAAAUAAAAUUAAAUAUAUACUAUUUUCUAUAUAAAUA